UUGGACCCGCCUCUUCCGGUAGACAUAAGCUUUCGGAUUCAGAUGUAACAAUAUUACAGUGGGGUGUUUUUAAUGAAAUAAAUUCCACCUGUAACCUCGUAAACGAUGGGUAUAGCAGAUGAAGCGGACCGAACACUGUUUGUAGGCAGCUUGGACUCUCAAGUCACGGAAGAGCUUCUGUUUGAGCUGUUUUUGCAGGCUGGGCCUGUGAUCAAAGUAAAAAUCCCGAAGGACAAUGACGGCAAUUCGAAACAGUUUGCUUUUGUGAACUUUAAACAUGAAGUCUCCGUCCCCUACAGCAUGCAGCUGCUUACCGGCAUCCGGCUUUAUGGAAGGCAGCUUAACCUACAGUACAGAGCAGGCAGCAGUCACAUCAAUCAAGAGGGAAAAAGCCCGGCAAACUCUCAGAACCCUAGUCCAGCAAACACACCCACUCACCGUGGUGCGAGGUAUGACAGGACUCCAGAUCAGAUGAGUUCUCCAUCAUAUUCUCCUCCUCAGAGCAUGCAGAGGUCUUUCUCUUCACCAGAUAGUCUUCAGAAGCAGGCGGUGAUGAACAACAUGUGGCAGGUGCAGAUGCACCAGAUGCAGCAGUUGUCCAGUUCAUUUCAGCUCGGCAUGCAGCAGCAACCGUUCCGAGGUGGCUACAGUAACCCUUGGCAAAAAGACAGCCCCACCCAGUGGAGCCAGCGAUCCACACACCAGCAAGACGACAGUGGCCACUACGGGCGCGAACAGUGGCACGGAAGCAGCAAGCGGCAUCGGAGAGAUGACUUUUACCAGCACGACGACCGUGGAGGAGGCCGAAAUAGAGAUUAUCCACCCGAAAGACGCAGAGAGUCGAGAGACGGACGCUGGAGGCAAUACUGACGAUCCUGAUACUCAUACUGAUCCAGGAGAUUUUGUGUUACCAGCAGUUUUUUUUUUUUUUUGGUUUUAUAUGUUUUUUUAAAAAAUCUAAUUUUUAACCAGAUAUUUUUCUUUUGUAAAAUAUUGUAAUUUGAUAAGCAUUUUAACUGGAAUGUAUGAGAAAAUGAGUAAUAAUUGCAUGUGUUUCUUGUAAAACAGAUUUUUUUUUAAAUGAAGUUGGGCACGGUGGCUUUGUGGUUAGCACUGUGGCCUCGCACCUCCAGGGUCGGGGGGUUUGAUUCACUCCUCGGAUCUGUGCGUGUUGUACCUGUGCGUGGUGGGUUUCCAGAUACUCAGGUUUCCUACCACGUCGUGUCCAGUGUCUCAUGGGAUAAGCUCACUGUACGUAUAAGCAGUACAGAAGAUGAAUAAAUAAAAUAGGGUUUCAGUCUCAGGGUGCAGCUCCCACUAGAUCUGAUUUUUGUGAUUAUUUUAAUACAGAAAAAAAAAAUCAAUGUUUGUAUACAUUAUUUUGUUAAUAUCGAUCAGACCGGUUUUUAUUCAAGCAUUCUGGUCACACACUUCUGGCGAUGUCAACUUUUGUGUGCUGAAUACUAUAUUCCAUGAUGUACUUUAACCAGCAGGGGAUGUACCUUCGAGCAGCUGUAUGAGGGGGAGAAAAAACAGUCCGAUUUCUCAGGAGUUUUUUUUUUUUUUCUUUUGGUGAUUAAAAUGUCAAAAUCUCUGGUGCUUUUUAGACUUUUUUGAAAAGGUUUCUGUUAAACAAAAACAUUUAGACAUGUAUAUAGACUGUAUAUUGUGUGCUGUAACUUUCUCUACCGUAAAUACAGCUUAAUUUUUAUGGUAUGAACAA
Molecule: messenger RNA, 1723 nt
Organism: Clarias gariepinus (North African catfish)
Lineage: Eukaryota; Metazoa; Chordata; Actinopteri; Siluriformes; Clariidae
Gene: rbm7
Product: RNA binding motif protein 7
Exons: 5
Coding region: 106-870 (254 amino acids)
Biological process (GO): regulation of alternative mRNA splicing, via spliceosome
Cellular component (GO): nucleus
Molecular function (GO): single-stranded RNA binding
Source: RefSeq, a predicted model, not a curated record